Molecule: messenger RNA, 294 nt
Organism: Sporothrix schenckii 1099-18
Lineage: Eukaryota; Fungi; Ascomycota; Sordariomycetes; Ophiostomatales; Ophiostomataceae
Exons: 1
Coding region: 1-294 (97 amino acids)
Source: RefSeq, a predicted model, not a curated record
AUGGUACGCGCCAUACGUCUGCCCGCCGCGGGCACUCCAGCCGCUGUCCGACGGUCGAGACCGGAAGUUGGCCCACUCAGAGCAGUUGGUCGUGCCCAGCAGCACGCACCCUGCAUCGCGCAGACGAGUGACGGCCAGGUUCUGACGCGCGGGCUUGGCACCCAGAAGGGCCAGCGAGCCGGCCGUGGCUUCGAGUGCCGGCUCCGCAGUGGCGACAUUGUCCUUGACGAGCAAUGGGACGCCAUGGAGAGGACGCAUCUUUUUCUUGCGCGCUGGGCCAUCCAGGCCAGCUAG